CCAAUCCUAUCCAAUUCUAAUGGCUUCUGGGGUUGGGUGCAUGGGGAAUGGCAUGCACGCUGUGCGCGGCUUUUCGGUGAGCACAACAAACGAGCAUACUUUGAAUUAGUGUAAUCUCAUAACGUCGAACUCCACGAAAAAGGUAGCCAACAUGCCUUUCAUGCGAGGAGCAGCUCCCAUUCGGAGGACACUUCAGUACUUGGAGAGAGGUCGGCUUGUCUUCAAGGACAGAGUGAAAAUUAUGAGCCUCAACUUCAACACUGCUGGAAAAGCGAGGGAUCGCCACGAAGGCAUGAAGGACUUUGUUUUCUGGUACCUCCCGCAAGUGCAGUACAAGAACCCCAACGUGCAAGUAGUCAUCUUUAAAAACAUGACCCCCACGCCUUUUGUGCGGUUUUGGCUGGAGGAUGGCAAGGAAGUCAUCAUGGACGUGGACAGCAAAGACAAGGACCAAAUUCUCAAGCAGAUGAUGGUCACCCUGGGCAAAACGUACGAGCAGCUGGAGAAGGAGGCGCUGCUGCGGGAGAAGCGGGACACGCCGGCGAACUUUGGUCGAAACUACGACAAGUUCUGCAUCUGUGAAGUGCCCGGGCAGGUUCCGUGCCCUGGGAUAGUGCCGCUGCCCAAAAACAUGCGUGGCAAAUACCGGCUCGGAGAUAUCAACGAGUGACGCGUCGUAAAUUAGAGAUGGGUGCCGUCAUCACACAUUAACUGGACAAUUGUUCUGUAGUUUCAAAAGCCAACAGUGCUCAUACUUUUUUUUUUCUUUUUCCUUCUGCACAAUAGCAUGAAUAAUAAGUAAUUCGGAUGCCCUCA
This is a messenger RNA of Ixodes scapularis (black-legged tick), 816 nucleotides long. It is a transcript of the gene mRpS25, whose product is annotated as probable 28S ribosomal protein S25, mitochondrial. The transcript has a single exon. Bases 152 to 670 code for a protein of 172 amino acids. NCBI's taxonomy places the organism in Eukaryota, Metazoa, Arthropoda, Arachnida, Ixodida, Ixodidae. Gene Ontology annotation, cellular component: mitochondrion. Gene Ontology annotation, molecular function: structural constituent of ribosome. The record is from RefSeq and is a predicted model, not a curated record.